GGGGAAGCGCCUUCGAAAUCGUGCACCAUUUCACUGUGGACAAUAUAUCCUCUUGCGGAUAUGGGAGACAUGGGAGACCCGCCGAAAAAAAAACGCCUGAUUUCCCUCUGCGUCGGUUGCGGCAAUCAGAUCCACGACCAGUAUAUUCUACGAGUCUCUCCGGAUCUGGAAUGGCACGCGGCGUGUUUGAAGUGCGCGGAAUGUAAUCAGUAUUUGGACGAGACUUGUACGUGCUUUGUUAGGGACGGGAAAACCUACUGUAAAAGGGACUAUAUCAGGCUCUACGGCAUCAAGUGCGCCAAGUGCAACAUCGGCUUCAGUAAGAACGACUUCGUGAUGCGGGCCCGCUCCAAGGUGUACCACAUCGAGUGUUUCCGCUGCGUGGCCUGCAGCCGGCAGCUCAUCCCGGGGGACGAGUUCGCGCUGCGGGAGGACGGCCUCUUCUGCCGGGCGGACCACGACGUGGUGGAAAGGGCCAGCCUCGGCGCCGGGGACCCCCUCAGCCCGCUGCACCCCGCCCGGCCGCUGCAGAUGGCAGCAGAGCCUAUCUCCGCCAGGCAACCGGCUCUGCGGCCGCACGUCCAUAAGCAGCCGGAGAAGACCACCCGCGUCCGCACCGUCCUCAACGAGAAGCAGCUGCACACCUUGCGCACCUGCUACGCCGCCAACCCGCGGCCCGACGCCCUCAUGAAGGAGCAGCUGGUGGAGAUGACCGGCCUCAGCCCCAGGGUCAUCCGCGUGUGGUUCCAGAACAAGCGCUGCAAGGACAAGAAGCGCAGCAUCAUGAUGAAGCAGCUGCAGCAGCAGCAGCCCAACGACAAGACCAAUAUCCAGGGGAUGACCGGCACUCCCAUGGUGGCGGCCAGUCCGGAGAGGCACGACGGGGGCUUGCAGGCGAACCCGGUGGAGGUGCAGAGUUACCAGCCGCCUUGGAAAGUCCUCAGCGACUUCGCCUUGCAGAGUGACAUCGAUCAACCGGCGUUUCAGCAACUCGUUAAUUUUUCCGAAGGAGGCCCAGGCUCCAAUUCCACCGGAAGUGAGGUAGCAUCCAUGUCUUCUCAGCUCCCAGAUACACCCAACAGCAUGGUAGCCAGUCCUAUCGAGGCAUGAGGAACGUUCCUGGAGAUGUUGUGGUCCUUGAAUCUUUUUGCCCCCUGCUGGAGAGAGUGGGAACACUACCAGGUUUGGGGACUCGAGAGAAAACGUUUAGAAAAAAGGAAGAAUGAAAAAAAAAUAUUUAACACAACUUUGUUCAUGAACUUAAGCAAAGAAAGCUCCACGAACUGCCUGGGGAGUCUUUUUGUUUUGUUUGUUUUUUUCCUUUUGCAAUGAUAAGGUAGCAACACUGUGAAGACAAUCAUGGGAUCUUACUAGAAUAAUACUCAUAAAGAGCAAAGGGAAAUGCUUUUUUUAAAAAAUAGGAAAAAAUACCCACGCAAAAGGAUCAGAGGAGGGUCGAAGAAAAGAAAAAGACGUCUGAGAAACGUGAAGGGAUCCGCCCCUGAAGAUCUACAAUCUUUCCCAAGAUGGCAUCCUUCAGUGACUGCACCUCCUCGAGAGAAAGGCUCGCCUCCCUCUAACCCUCUUGGUGCUCUUUGUCAACCGGCCUUUCCCUUGCCAAAAACAAAAAUAUAUCUAACAAAAAACAACAAAAACCUUUGGAAAGGUGUUCUUAUAGGUUGCUUCCCCCGAGAUCAAGAAAGGACCGCCUGUAGCACCUCCAGCCAGACCGAGCCACUGAAGAAAGGAGGAGCUACGAGUGGUUUGCAAAUUUAUUUGUUUUUAAAUCCCAGUUGACUUUAACUAGGGGGUUGCGGUCUCCGAUAGCAUGUACUGUAGCUUCUCCCCCUCGCCUCCUCCCUUUGGGGGAUAGGUUGGUGGAGAUCCAUCCUCUCUCCUGAAGCCUCCAGUGACAUUCGAGUUUGUUUUUAAAAGGAGGGAGUCCUGGGGGGAGGGUCGUUGAAAUCCCAGUUGAAAGCUUCAUUUACAACAAGGUAUACCUCUUUUUGGGCCACAUUCACCAAUUGCGUCUCUCGGGGCUGUGUUUUUGACUCGCGUAUGUUCAAUAACAUUCCCCCUCGCUCCCCCCCCCAAAGAUGUGUAUAAUUCUUCUCCUUUUUUUUUUUAAAAAAAAGAAAAUGGACUGUUUUUCUCUCUCUUUCUCACUCUGUGGAACUGACGAGCGGGGAAAAAAUCCUUUUGUUUGCUCUCUCGCAUUGCAAAAAUUAUAAAAUAAUUUAUUAUUUAUUA
This is a messenger RNA of Eublepharis macularius, 2250 nucleotides long. It is a transcript of the gene ISL1, whose product is annotated as ISL LIM homeobox 1. Gene Ontology annotation, cellular component: nucleus. The record is from RefSeq and is a predicted model, not a curated record. Bases 61 to 1110 code for a protein of 349 amino acids. Gene Ontology annotation, biological process: positive regulation of transcription by RNA polymerase II; axonogenesis; neuron fate specification. NCBI's taxonomy places the organism in Eukaryota, Metazoa, Chordata, Lepidosauria, Squamata, Eublepharidae. Gene Ontology annotation, molecular function: cis-regulatory region sequence-specific DNA binding; DNA-binding transcription factor activity, RNA polymerase II-specific. The transcript has 6 exons.